AUGGGAGGCGGAGGCUCAAAAUCAAAGAAAAGUGAUAAUGUAGUUAGAGCUACAAACACAUUCACUACUGCAACUCCAAAUCACUAACCAGUGGUUUCUAACAUACCAUAAAAACAGCAGCUUUAAAAUAAUCAAUCUCAAUAAAUACUUUCGAUUUAAUCUCCUCUUUAAGAUUCUAACAAGAUGAAUCAGUAACCACCAUCAAAUAACAAUAGUUAAAGUUAUUUCAAUCCGCAACCAACAGGACUUUCUCAAAACUAAGGCGGGUCCUCUUUAUAAAACAAUGAGAACUCAUAUAAUCAAUAGCUGUAGGUUUAAUAAGCAGAGUAGUAAAAAUAGAAAUAAUUAGAGGAAGAAAAACUAAGAUAAGCAAAGCUAGCAGAAAAGUAGAGACUCAAAUAGCAAAAGGAAUAGGAAAGAAUCGCUCUUUAGCAAAGAGAAUUAGAAUAGCAAUAACAGCAGUAAGCUGUAUUCAACAAACCCCCUUCAUCAUAAUAACCAAGAUAAGGAUUAGUUGGUGCAUAAUACAAUGCCCCUCAAGCAUAGCAGAAGAAUGAGCAUGUUCUAAUUAGGAAUGAGUAAGAUUAAGAUUAGAUACAGACAUUUGUGAAGAAGAAUACUUUGAAUACCGAUUCUAUGAUAAAUAUGACCGUGAAUUUGAGUACUGUGGAGUAUAAACAGAAGAAGAAGAAUGCUAAUCAAAGCUAUUCCAGUAAUUUCGGUGCUCCUGGUGAGAUGUCAAAUGGAUUUUCGAACGCUGGACUUUCAUUUGUAAGCGGCUUUGUUGCUCAGGACACUAGUUAUAUGAAUCCACAAUUCGAUAAAGGAGAUUAGAUUGAUAUCAAUGAACUACAGAACUACAUUUAAUCACCCAUUAAGAAACGAGGAUUAUGA
Messenger RNA from Stylonychia lemnae, 894 nucleotides. The record is from the annotation of a GenBank genome assembly. Lineage: Eukaryota; Ciliophora; Spirotrichea; Sporadotrichida; Oxytrichidae.